UCGAAAGUGAAAGCAGCUGCAGUCUGAGGACGCUCAGCCGCCUGUUUGUGUCAGUCUGUCGGUGUGUUCGUACCAGGACGGCAGCAUGGAUGAGACCGAGUGUCCGCCGGUGACCGUGGAGGGGGACUGGAGUCCAGCUCAGACUAAAACCGCGAAGAACAAACUGCAGCUGUACUUCAACAGCAAGAAGAAGUCCAGCGGGGGAGACUGCCGAGUGGAGGCCGAGGACGGAGCUCCGAGAGCGGCCGUCUACUUCCGAUCGGAGGAGGUGAGAGAGAGAGUCCUCGCCAGGCAGAACCAUGAAAUCAUCCUCGACAAUCAAACGGUCAAAUUACGUCUGACUGCUGGAUCAAGUCCAACGAGCAGUGAUGAUUUCUCAGAUUCAUCGACAGAUUCAAAGACUCCAAAGUCGGAAGUUGAACCUGGAAAUGGAGCUUCUGCAGAGAACAAAGAGGAGUCGGAGUCUGUUCAGAGCGUCUUUGUGGUGUUGGACAACGUUAUGGAGAACAUGUCCAGAGACUUGCUGUCCAUGCUGGUGGAGAACAUCUCAGGUUUGGACGAGAGCGGCUACAGUCUGGAGAUCAUCUGGGAGACCAACAGAGCCGUGAUCACCUUUAACAGCCCUGCAGAUGUGGAGAAGUUCCUCACUGUGAGUCAGUCCAGCCAGAAGAUGCAGAAAUACGGACUCACUGUUCGACCGCUGGAGGCAGCAACAAGCGUCAGAGUGGAGAGUCUUACUCCGAAUGUGCUUAAAGACAUGUUGGAGUUGUAUUUUGAGAAGAACUGGGCUCUUCCAGACAGUGUUGUCAUGAUCCCAGAUGAACAGGCUGCCAUUGUCACUUUCAGUGACCCCAAAGUGGUGAAAAGCAUUUGCAUGAAAGAAGACUAUAUGAUGCGGUCCAUUCCUGUUAAGGUGUAUCCAUACUACAAGUCCCUGGGCACCGCCCUGUACGGUAAAGAACGACCAACAUGGAAGAUGCCCGAGCCCUUCACAGAGAAAGUUCACCAUGUAGUCUGGAAAUUCCUCCUGAUGAAGAAACUGUUAAAAAGCAUCAAUGAUCAGAUGCGUCCGUACUUCUGCAGUGUGAACUUGGAUAGCCCUGAUGUGAAACUCAGCCCGCUCCCAAGCUUUUUGAGGCAGAAAGAUCUGACCGCCAAGCAAGUAGAUAUGUGGAUGAGUACCGCUCAAGAGGCCUUCCGUCAGCAAAUGUCUCAGUACACGGCCUUUGAAUGUCCAGUGAAUGCACCUGCGUGGAAAGCUGCAGAGAAAGAGCUCCGUUCAGUUGUCAGGGAAGACGCCGUCCUGGUGAUGGAUACAUCCAGGGGGAUUUUGACUGUGGCUGGACAAGCUGACGAUAUCAAACGAAUCAGGGCUCCUGUGGAGAAUAUCGCUCUCAAAGCCAUGAGUCAGAUUGAACGACAAACAAAUGGUGUCUCUGAAGUAAUGAACUUGCCCCCUGCAAUGUUCGCCAUCCUGAAGCAGGAAGGGUUGAAGAAAGCUGCACUGGACAUUUCCCCUGACAUGACACUUUCCUACGAUGAAGACGCUCAGACGUUAACCAUUGCAGGACUCCCUGCAGAGGUUUUCCAGACCAAGGCGUGGAUCUUGGAGAAGAAUGUGGGUAUGAGUAAAGAGCAACUGGACAUGUUGACUUGCCAAGAUCCAAAGAACAGUGACAACCUUUCAGAGUCAGAGUCCGCUGUGGUGUUGGACAAUGUUAUGGACAUGUCCAGAGACCUGCUGUCCAUGCUGGUGGAGAACAUCUCGGCUUUGGACGAGAGCGGCUACAGUCUGGAGAUCAUGUGGGAGAUCAACAGAGCCGUGAUCACCUUUAACAGCCCUGCAGAUGUGGAGAAGUUCCUCACUGUGAGUCAGUCCAGUCAGAAGAUGCAGAAAUACGGACUCACUGUUCGACCGCUGGAGGCAGCAACAAGCGUCAGAGUGGAGAGUCUUCCUCCGAAUGUGCUUAAAGACAUGUUGGAGUUGUAUUUUGAGAAGAACUGGGCUUUUCCGGACAGUAUCGUCAUGAUCCCAGAUGAACAGGCUGCCAUUGUCACUUUCAGUGACCCCAAAGUGGUGAAAAGCAUUUGCAUGAAAGAAGACUAUAUGAUGCGGUCCAUUCCUGUUAAGGUGUAUCCGUACUACAAGUCCCUGGGCACCGCCCUGUACGGUAAAGAACGACCAACAUGGAAGAUGCCCGAGCCCUUCACAGAGAAAGUUCACCAUGUAGUCUGGAAAUUCCUCCUGAUGAAGAAACUGUUAAAAAGCAUCAAUGAUCAGAUGCGUCCCUACUUCUGCAGUGUGAACUUGGAUAGCCCUGAUGUGAAACUCAGCCCGCUCCCAAGCUUUUUGAGGCAGAAAGAUCUGACUGCCAAGCAAGUAGAUAUGUGGAUGAGUACCGCUCAAGAGGCCUUCCGUCAGCAAAUGUCUCAGUACACGGCCUUUGAAUGUCCAGUGAAUGCACCUGCGUGGAAAGCUGCAGAGAAAGAGCUCCGUUCAGUUGUCAGGGAAGACGCCGUCCUGGUGAUGGAUACAUCCAGGGGGAUUUUGACUGUGGCUGGACAAGCUGACGAUAUUAAACAAAUCAGGGCUCCUGUGGAGAAUAUCGUUCUCAAAGCCAUGAAUCAGAUUGAACGACAAACAAAUGGUGUCUCUGAAGUAAUGAAUUUGGCCCCUGCAAUGUUCGCCAUCCUGAAGCAGGAAGGGUUGAAGAAAGCUGCACUGGACAUUUCCCCUGACAUGAAUCUUUCUUACGAUGAAGGCACCCAGAAGUUAACCAUUGCAGGACUCCCUGCAGAGGUUUUCCAGACCAAGGCAUGGAUCUUGGAGAAGAAUGUGGGUAUGAGUAAAAAACAGAUGAGUGUCCCUCCAGGUCUGUUAGACUUUCUCAAGUCAGUGGAUCCCAUGGAGAUGUCACAGCACCUGUUCACAUCCCGAGGUGUCUGCGCCAUCUACAGCAUUGAGAGCAAAGGAGUUUUGCUGUUGGGGAGUUCUGAUAGUGUCCUUGCUGAUGCAGAAAGCAGGAUGAAAAUGGCUUUUGCUGUGCAGACUCUGGAUGUAGAAGACCCUGAAGUUCUGAAACUUGCCAACUGGGUGGGCCUCAACCAACAGCUGUUGGACACCUACAAUUCCAUAAAGAAGAAAACAGUGGCCAUUCAGAUCCACCCAGAGAGAAGAGACAAAAUAACAGUGUCUGGCUUCCAGGAUCCAGUGAAAGAGGUCAGCUGCAGUCUGACAGAUUUUAUUAGGAACUACUCGCAAGUUCAAGAAACCAUUCGUGUUGAGUCCUAUGCCGUUGUUCAGUUCAUUGACAAGAAAAAAUCACAGGAAUACUCCAGUAUUGCCAAAGAUAAUGAUGUGAGCGUCCAUUUUGAUGAACAGAGACCAAAAAUCAUCAUCGCUGGAGCUCGUCUUCACGUCCAGAAAGCUAAAUCCUGCUUUCAGAAACUGACUAGUGCUCUCUUCACUGACAACUUCAUUGUAGACAAACCCGGAGCUAAGAAGUACUUCCAGUCUCAGGGAAGCCUGUUUCUGUCAACAAUAAUGUCGGAGUUGAGCUGUGUGGUGAUGCUUCGUCCAGAGUAUCAAGAGGAAGAGGAGGAAGAGAACUAUGAGGACGAAAAUGGCCUUUGUUAUUGCAAAGUGCAGACCACCAGUGGAGUUCUGGUGUCGGUAAGCAAGGCAGACAUCUGUAGCUUUAAUGUUAAUGCGGUGGUCAAUGCAGCUAAUGAAGAUUUACAGCAUAUUGGUGGACUGGCUUUGGCACUGCUCAAGGCUGCAGGACCAGAGCUGCAGAAAAUCAGCAAUGACUAUACUGCCAGAUUUGGAAAGCUACGCCCGGGUGAGGCCAUCGUAACAGGUGGAUGUAACCUGCCUUGCAAAUACGUUGUCCAUGCAGUCGGCCCACGGUUUUCUGACUUUGACAAGAAGACAUCAGUGUUGCGCCUGAAGCUUGCCGUUAACGAAAGUCUGAGACAAGCUGAGAAGGUGAAUUGUUCCACCAUUGCACUGCCAGCGAUCAGCUCAGGUGUGUUUGGUUUUCCUGUUAACCUCUGUGCUGAAACCAUAGCUCAGGCAGUGCGGGAGUACUGCGACAGUCCAGGAAGUCCAAGAUCGUUGACUGAGAUUCAUCUGGUGGACAAUAAUGAUAACACAGUGAGAGUCCUGGCCACUGCAGUCAACAGAGAGUUCAUGGACUGCGGACCUACUAUGACAAUACCACAGCAGGAAGGAAUAGGCCUUGGGGCUUCAGGCGGAUUUUGGCGGGGUCGUGGUCGAGAUCAGAGCCAGACAGCCAGGGGCCGUCGGGGUGGUAACAGAGGAGGAGGAGGAGGAGGAGGACGACGUGCAGGAGGAGGAGGAGGAGGUGGACGAGGAGGAGGAGGAGGACGAGGUGGACGAGGAGCUGAGGGGACAGGAGCUGGAUUUCCUGGAGGGAAGCAGGGAGGUCAGAGCCCCAGGGGACACACCAGGCAUGGAGAGCAUGGAGGGCCGGGGAGGAUGCAGCAGACCACAGCGGAGGGUCUGAAGAUUGUUCUCUGGAAGGGAAACAUUCAGGACCAGACUAUUGACGUCAUCGUCAACACCAUCGCAGAGGACAUGAAUCUGAGCCAAGGCGCGGUCUCCAAUGCGAUCCUGGCGGCGGCUGGGCCCAGCCUGCAGGCGUCUGUUCGGUAUGAAGCCGGGGUGGCCACGCUGCGGUACGGCGAUGUCAUCGUCACCGACGGCUUCAACCUCAAGUGUCGGAAGAUCUUUCAUGCUGUUUGCCCUCAUUGGGACAACGGAAGGGGCAAAGCAGAGGAGGAGUUAAUAUCCAUCAUCAGAUAUUGUCUGGAGGAGGCUGAGAAGUUAAACAUGACGUCACUGUCCUUCCCGGCCCUCGGUACGGGCAACCUGAGCUUCCCUAGAGACGUGGUGUCUAGAGUCCUGCUGAGGGAGAUCCACUCAUUCAGCCGCACCAGAACUCCUCGCCACCUGAGAGAGGUUGCCAUUGUCGUUCACCCGACUGACAGCCAAACUGUGGAUUGUUUCACCAGGGAGUUCAAAGGUCAGACUGGUCAAAGGAACAUCCAGCAUGAAGCACGAGAGUUUAAUGAGUCACCAGUUGGACAGUCACUCAGCCAAUCACAGCAGUCCUCAGCCUCCUUCAGUCAGGUGUCGUCCCCCUCCCUCGGUGUGUAUCGGAUGCAGAUGGGCCGCCUCACCCUCGAGGUGUUGUCUGGAGACAUCACCAAGGAGGCCUGUGAUGUCAUCAUCAACUCCUCCAACCAGGAUUUUAGCCUUCGAUCAGGAGUUUCCAAAGCGAUCUUAGACAGCGCUGGAGCAGGAGUUCAGAUGGAGUGCUCACAGAUCGUGAAUUCUCCGGGUUACCAGCCUCGUCCGAUGAUCAUGACCUCAGCUGGUUCCCUGCCCAGCAGACGGAUCAUCCACGUCGCCGGCCAGAACGACCCCACAAAGAUCAAGGACAUUGUUUACUCAGUGCUGAAGUUAUGCGAGGAGAAUAAGUUCAACUCCGUCGCCUUCCCCGCCCUGGGAACAGGUCUGGGAGGGGCCAGCCCGUCGGCGGUGGCGGACGCCAUGGUGGACGCGGUGGUGGAGUUUGUGAGGAAGAAGCAUCCGAAGUUUGUUUGCAGCGUGAAGAUCCUGAUCUUCCAGGCGGUCAUGAUGACGGAGUUUCACAAGAGCAUGAAGAAGAAAGAGGGAGAGGAGGUGGAGGAGAAGAGCAUCCUCACCAAGAUCAAAAGCUCUAUUACUUCAUUAUUUGGCUUUGGGGAGGAGCGGCCCAGCACUAGUGGAUUGGUUCUGGAGAAGGAGGAGUUUGAGCCCACAGUGUUUCAGCUGUGUGCUGACAACGAGAAGGCUGUGAGUCAGGCAAAGAACAGGAUCAAGGAGCUGAUUGUGGCUGAGCAGGCGGAGAAAACCAUCACAGACCAGUAUAUCACACAGCUGUCACAGGCUGACGUGGACCAACUGAGGGACCUGCAGAGGAAGCUGACCGUUAGCAUCCGUCUGGACAAAGGGCAGGGGGGACAGGAACCCAAAAUCCACAUAGAGGGUCUGACCAGGGACGUCUUCACCGCUGAGUCUGCGGUCAGGGACAUCAUCCGAAAGGUGGAGAGGAUGGAGCACCAGAGGAGCAAGGCCUUGCUGGUGAGUGGACUGGUGGAAUGGCAGUUCCAGAUCCACAGUGGAGUGAUAGUGCCCUUUGACAUGUACACCAACCUCAGCCUGGAGGAGGCUCUGGAGAGAAAACAAAUGGUGACGAUCAGUAUCAGCAAUGAAAGAUACGAUGCAGACGCAAUGCUGAGGAAAGCAGUGUCAGUGAAUGGGCGUAAACAGGUGGAGCUUCUGAGAAAAGACUUGAAAGAAGAUACCGCUCUGCCGUCACAUUGGGAUGACAUGAAAGGCGACAUCCUCAAACUGUUUCCUUUGGCUGCGAGAUCCAAAGAAUACAACGAUGUGGAGACAGAACUUCAAAAGACCGGCCUUUCUGCAAACAUCAUCAGUAUUGAACGGGUCCAAAAUACGACUUUGUGGCAGAGCUACCAGCUGCUGAAGAAACAGCUGGAGGUGAAGAACAAACACACAAACAACGAAAAGCGUCUCUUCCACGGCACCCCUGCCAAAUCCAUUGACCUCAUCAACAAACAAGGCUUCAACCGCAGUUACGCAGGAACACAAGUAGGUGCAGCGUACGGCAAUGGCUCUUACUUUGCUGUGGAUCCCGCCUACUCAGCGCAGGGCUACGCCAAGCCUGAUGUCAGAGGGCACAAGCGCAUGUACCUUGCGAGGGUCCUGGUCGGAGACUUCACCCAGGGAAGCCGUGGUAUGAUCGUCCCUCCUGCCAAGGGCUCUGGGAGUGCUUCAGACCUGUAUGACAGUGUGGUUGAUAACACCGGCAAUCCAACCAUGUUCAUCAUCUUCAGUGACAUCCAGGCAUACCCAGAAUACCUGAUCACAUUUACAUGAACUGCCAUGAUCCCUUUGAGCAACAGUUCUGAUAGAGUACCUCUAUUGUUCAUGUUUAAAUCCAUAGUCUACAAUCAUUUUAAAUGAUAUAAGAUCUUUCUUUAAGUGACUGUACGUUCCUGUUAGGUUCCCAAACACUGAAAGCUUCACACUGAAUGAGUUUGAGAUUUCAGUCAGCUUCCUUCAUCUGGCAUUGGUCACAUUGUAUUUACUGUUUUGCUUUGCACUAUAGUCUGAAAUACUGUUAAUUAAAGGAGCACUGCAAAUA
This is a messenger RNA of Dicentrarchus labrax (European seabass), 7238 nucleotides long. RefSeq names its product protein mono-ADP-ribosyltransferase PARP14. The transcript is spliced from 27 exons. The coding region runs from base 86 to 6970 and encodes 2294 amino acids. Gene Ontology annotation, molecular function: transcription corepressor activity; NAD+ poly-ADP-ribosyltransferase activity; RNA binding. The record is from RefSeq and is a predicted model, not a curated record. Lineage: Eukaryota; Metazoa; Chordata; Actinopteri; Moronidae. Gene Ontology annotation, biological process: negative regulation of gene expression. Gene Ontology annotation, cellular component: nucleus; cytoplasm.